Lizanozyma spartinae is the source of this 945-nucleotide messenger RNA. RefSeq names its product hexaprenyldihydroxybenzoate methyltransferase (gene COQ3). The record is from RefSeq and is a predicted model, not a curated record. The transcript has a single exon. NCBI's taxonomy places the organism in Eukaryota, Fungi, Ascomycota, Pichiomycetes, Serinales, Debaryomycetaceae. Bases 1 to 945 code for a protein of 314 amino acids. Gene Ontology annotation, biological process: ubiquinone biosynthetic process. Gene Ontology annotation, molecular function: 2-methoxy-6-polyprenyl-1,4-benzoquinol methyltransferase activity.
AUGAAAAGUAUCACUACAUUCCUGAAAAGAUGUAUCUCUACAGGGUUUAGAAGGUGGCAUUCAACUGGUAAGCUCACAUCAACGUCUCCUGAAGAAUUGGCACAUUUCAAUGCUUUGGCAUCUUCAUGGUGGGAUGUUAACGGACCUCAAAGAAUACUUCAUAAAAUGAACCUCUUACGAAUGGAUUUCAUCUACUCGACAAUACGAGAGCACUUGAAGUUGAAUCCACCUGAUUGCCCGGAGGAAGAUAAGGUCUAUAUCCCACCUUAUAGUGUAGAUUUGCUUCCAGAACCAAUCAAACGUCAGAUUGUUUGGGAGCAAGACAUGAGAAGAGAUGAAAUCUUAAGCCAAAAGAAGCUUAAAGUAUUGGAUGUUGGAUGUGGUGGAGGCAUAUUAUCUGAAUCCAUGGCUCGUUCUUCCUUUGUUGAUGAUGUUAUGGGCAUAGAUUUAUCUUCUGAAGUGUUACAGGCUGCCAAAAUUCAUCAACAGAAAGACCCAAUGUUAUCGGAAAACAAUGGUAAACUUGAUUAUCAAUUAACUGCUAUUGAAGAUCUUCCCAAAUCGGAAACUUACGACAUUAUUACCAUGUUUGAAAUGUUAGAACAUGUGGAUUAUCCUUCUAAAGUGCUUACCGAAGGGUUACAGAGAUUAAAUGUUGGAGGAUGGUUAUUCCUUUCAACCAUUAAUAGAGACUUUGUCAGUUGGUUCACCACUAUUUUUAUGGGUGAGCAUGUCUUGCGUAUUGUCCCCGUAGGUACUCACACUUUAGAAAAGUAUAUUAACCAACAAGAGAUCCGUGAUUGGAUUAGUGAAGAUCCGCAACGACUGAGAUCCUAUGAAGUGGUUGACACAAAGGGAACCGUAUACUUACCCGCUUAUGGAUGGAAGUUCACUUCUAAUCCUAAUGUGGGUAACUAUUUUAUGGCCCUUAGAAGAGUCAAAUGA